AUGGACUUCUUUAAAGCGGUAUUGUUUCAGGACGAUGAGGAGGAAGAGACAACUCCUGAGACAGAAGAGGUUGAGGGUGACAAAAACGAAGGCGAAGGCGACAAGCCCUCAGAGGGAACUGCUGAAGAGGGCGAGAUUGAAGAGGAGGAGGAGACAGAGGAAGAGCAGCCUUCAGCCUUCGGUGCCUGGAAUCUCGGCAGUCUGCUACAAACAAUCGCCACCAAAUCGGAGGAGGUGUUGCGGGAGUACAAGCAGGAGCUGCAGGAGUUCGGUGAGGGGCUCAAGAAGGAGACGGAGGAGCUGGUGGAAACCACCGCCACCACCGUCAGCGACCUCCCUUCCUCACUCGAGUCCGGCGCCCAAGUGGCUCAGACCUCACUGGAGGGUGUGGGACACACAAUCGAGGAGUUCGGCUCGUCUCUAUGGAAAGGCACGACGGAGAUCCUGGCGUCAGUGAAAGAGGCGGUGGCCAUGGUGGAGGAGGAGGUGGCUGCCAACGCUGCCGGCGCCCGCCCCCGGGCACCCUCCGCUGCUGCUGGACUCGCCUCCGCCAUCCCCAGAGGCAAGUACAGCCGAUAUGAAGCACUGGUGAGCGCCAUGCAGAGGGACAGCAGCACAUACUGUGAUGAGCCAGAGGACACAGACGACUUUGGCAAGUGGAUUGAAUCGUUCGACCUCAAGAACAGGGAAGCGGACGUGGAGGCAGUGCUCAAGGACAAUGCGUUCAUGCAGGAGCUGCAGUCACGCAUCGUGCCAUUGAUUGUGGAGAGGGAGACCUUCUGGACGCGCUACUUCUACCGCCUCUACCGCCUGCAACAGGCCGAGGACGCCCGCGCCGACCUUGUCAAAAGGGCGACGACAUCAGAGGAGGAGGACCUGAGCUGGGAUGUGGAUGACGAUGCAGAUGACGCCCAGAGCAGCCCUGCUGCUGCCCACCAUGGCGCCACGGGGAAAAGCGAUGCUGCUGAUGUGGAUGCAGGGGCAGCUGCUGGGGUCGCUGCAGCUGAUGAUGCUGCUGCUGCUGGUGUUGGUGGUGCUGCUGAUGGCAAUGGCCCUGCUGCGUCCUCUCCAUCUGAGAAGCCCGAGGAGGCAACGGUUAAGGUCCCAGUGGAAGAAGAAGCAGCUGCUGGGACAGGGAGUGAGGCAAAGAGGAGUGGGGAAGCAAAAGAUGCAGGAGGAGAGGAGGGCGAGAAGGAGAGAGAGGCAUCGAGUCAAGCAGCGACAUCACCGCAACCAGAACCUAGUAACCGCAGCAGCAGCAGUGACAGCUCAGCAGGCAGCGAGUGGCAAGUGGUGUCUAAAGAUGAUGCUUCUAAGGAGGACGGUUUGAAGGCAUCACAACCCUCUGCUGCUGAACCUCCUACAGUAGCUGAGCCGGCUGCUGCUGCUCCUGAUUCGGAUGUGUCAGAUGCAGCUGUGGGUGCCCAGCCUGCUGCCGAGCCUACAGUUGCCAGCGAUUCAAAUACAACAAGUGUGGAGGACGUAGCGGGGAAGGAAGAAGAAAACGAUAAAAACAACGAGGCAAAGGAGAGGGGAGGGAAGGUCAAGAAAGAAGGUGGAGACGGAGUGGAGGAUGAGGAUUGGGGCGAAUGGGAGUGA
This is a messenger RNA of Closterium sp. Naga37s-1, 1599 nucleotides long. Lineage: Eukaryota; Viridiplantae; Streptophyta; Zygnematophyceae; Desmidiales; Closteriaceae. The record is from the annotation of a GenBank genome assembly.